Messenger RNA from Gryllus bimaculatus (two-spotted cricket), 4236 nucleotides. Lineage: Eukaryota; Metazoa; Arthropoda; Insecta; Orthoptera; Gryllidae. The record is from the annotation of a GenBank genome assembly.
GCAGGUGAGGCGGAGGGCGCGCUGGCGGCGGCAUCGGCGCCGGGAGACGUGGUGGUGGCGCCGCUGGUGGAGACGGUGGAGGCGCAGCCGGCGCCCGCGGGCCCGCCCCCGCGCGACCUGGCCGCCGACGAGCGCGACAACGUGCAGCUGACGUGCCUGCUCAACCAGACGGUGCGCCAGUGCCAGUGGGCGUGGCAGCGCCUGGGCGACGUGGACGGCCAGCCCGUGCCCGUCAAGACGUUCGACCCGCUGGGCAAGGACAAGAACGACUGCAGCGUGCGCUUCGAGGCCGUCGUGCUGGACCAGGAGGGCGUGUGGACGUGCGGCGCCGUGCCCGAGGACGGCACGGGCCUGGUGCGCGUGCUCUCCAUUCGACUUACAGUGCACCCGCUCGUUCGCUUCGAGACGAACGUGACGGCGGUGGAGGUGCGCGCGCACGAACCGACGGAGCUGCCGUGCCGCACGGCGCGGCCCGUGGAGCAGUGCCACUGGGAGUGGCGGGCCGCGGGCGGCGCGCUGGCCGACGCCGAGCCCGAGCCGUCGGCGCUGAGCUUCGCGCCGCCGCCGCCGGGCACCGACUGCUCGCUGCGACAGGCCGCGCGGCCCGAGCUGGAGGGCCGCUGGCAGUGCUCGGCCCGCGCGCACCGCGACGCGCCCUUCGUGGCCGCCGCGCCCGGAAAAGACAAAAGGGCGCAAACCGCCUCUCUCACGUACGCUGGACAAGCGGGCAAGCCACUCACCUCCAAAUCUCGCGACGGCUCUCUGCAGGUGGCCAUUCCAAAGGGGCUCGCGCGCCCGGCCCCAAAGCUGGAUGCUCCCCCGUCGCUCCUCACUGCUCCUGCAGAAGGGAUCACGUUCGUGGAGCUGUCGGGGGAGAUCAAGGUGAACGAGGGGGAGCCGGUGGCGCUGCGCUGCGUGGUGAGCAUGGCGGUGGCGUCGUGCCAGUGGCUGUGGCGCCCGCUGCACGAGGCGGACACGGCGCCCGUCGCCGUCAAGAACUUCACGCCGGCCUACGACCAGCGCCGCGACUGCAGCGUGCGCUUCGGCACCGUGCUCAAGGAGCAGCAGGGCCUGUGGAGCUGCGCCGUGCGCGUCGCGCCCGGCUCGCACUUCGUGGAGGCCCCGCCCACCUCGGUGCAACUGCUCCCGCCCGUGAAAUUACGUUUUCUGGAAAUACCUGAAGAUAAGAGAGUCGCUUUAGGUCAUUCUACCGUCUUGCCUUGUGUUGCAACGUCAAGUGUCAAAGAUUGCUUGUGGACCUGGCGUUCUGAGGACGACAAAGAUGGCAAAGGCAUUGUUGUUAAACAGUUCUCAGCCUUUGGGAACCAUAGUAGAGACUGUAGUAUUCAUUUCAAAAAAGUGCAAGAUGCGCAAGAUGGAUUCUGGGGUUGUACCAUUCGUAGUGGCUCCCUCGACGCACCUCUAGAAGCAGAAUCGCCUUUGGCCAAACUGACAACAUUCAUCUCAGAGCCUAUUGAAUUCACAGAGCUGUCUCAGGACAUACACGUGCCAAAUGGAAGUCAUUUAUACCUACGAUGUGUAUCAUCUUCGGCACUCCAAGAAUGUCAGUGGACUCGCACUGCUCUUAACAAUACCAAUAACUCUUCUAAAAUGGUCAAAACAUUUUCUGCACAUGGCAAUGGAAGUCGUGACUGUAGUAUGCAUAUUGAUGAAGCAGCAGAAGAACAUGAAGGCAUCUGGACAUGUGGUGCCAGGAAGGAAGGAGAAUCUUUUAUGACUGUAGCACCACCUGCAAGAGUUACUCUUCUAAAGCCAGCCUCUGCUUUGGUUGGUUGUGGUGUACUAUGUUCUCUGUCUCAAUCAUGAUGGUCUGCAUGUAUUGCUCUUAUCAUUGAGAGACUUCAAAAUAAUGGACACUUAGACUGGUGUGGUGCAGUAAGCACUGAAUAAUAAUUUGCUGCACUGAAUUUUGUUUUAAUAUGUGAAGUGAAAUUACAAACAAAACAGACUGUGAUAUUUGUAAUUAUUUUAAAAUAAUAACAGUGUAAUAAUAAUUUAUUAAUUAGGUCAUUUUCUGACAAUAGUAUUUACACAACACUGUCUUUCUGAAACAAGUUGUAUAUCUUGUGUUCAACAUUUUUAGACUAAAAUAUACAUUUAAAUUAAAAGUUAGUAAUAGUAGAUUGCCAUGUUAUAAAAAUGUUCCUAUCCCCUACAUGUCUUGCAACUCUAACAAUUUUCCUCAAAUUUUUUCAUAUUUCUUUCUUUUUCAUACAACAAGAAUUAUUUAAUAUUGUUGUUCAGUCGAUCCCAGUAAGUUUGUUUUGAAGCUUUAAUUAAAAUUUAAGUAGUAUAUCUCUUAUAUUUAUCAGUUCAUUUGCUAUUUCUAAGACAUGUUUACUGGAUACAAAUUAUCUUUUAACUACAGUAUAUUCUCUCUCAUAUUAUGAAUGAUAUUACAUGAAAUAUACUAUGAAUAUUCUGUAAUACAAAUUCUUUUUAUCGAUCAUAUUAACUAUAUUAUCUUUCUGCAAAAGUAUAUAUUCAUCAAUUAUUGUUUUAUAUUUUUUUUCUUAAAUCACUUGUAAUUUCAUUUUGUGGAGGUCAUACCACACCAUAAAAGCACUUAAAUCAUUUACAUUAUUUAUUUGAAUUCUUACUCAUAUAUUUCUUUUAAGACUUUUCUCAUUUUAAUAGAGCCAUGAAUAUUUUGUGCCAUUCCAUGCUGCAUUUAGUGUGAGUUAUUAUACAGGUAUGAUUAGUGGAUAUGAAUAAUGUUACUUAAAUUAUUUAAAAAGAUACAUGAAUUUAUCCUUCUUGAAAAAUGAAUAAUUCUAUCAAUGUAGAGUAAAAUGGGUUAUAGCAAUUUUGAAAAAUCAUCCAAGUACAUUUGUAGCUGUGACAUAUUUUCAUUUUAUAAAAUGUAUUGUGUCCAAAGAUUAAUUAACAUUCAUUUUAAUAUAAUUUUUCAAUGUUAAUUAUUUACCUCUGCAAUGUUGUUGGAAAAUGUAGAUGUAGAAGUUUCAUUGGUUGGUAAUCUAGUUUUACAAGAAUGGAUUUUUGAAAAACAUUUCAUUUUUGAUUAUUAUUCAUUAAAUACAUAAUUAAAUUUUUAUUUUUAUAAAUUAACUAUUAUACAUGUUUAUGCUUUCUUUACUUCAUCAAUCAAAUAUUAAAUGUUCCUUGCUUAAUUUUAUGCCCUAAAUAUGUAUUUUGCGAAAACAACUAUGAUGACAUUGACUACCAGAGGUGUCAAGAAAGGGAGGCAGCCUCAGGCUUGCCUCAGGCCCCAACUUAAUUGGGGCCCUACAAAUUUUUUUAUUCAAUAUAAAUAAAUAAAAAAUAUAUUUAUUUCUAAACCAAAGUAAAUGCUACAAGUAAUUUCUGAUGCAUGGAGAAAUUAAAUCUGUUUAUAAAUUGGGGGAGGAAGGAAAUUUUUAUUUGAAAUAAGGGGCCCUUGUUGAUCAACUGUCCCAGGUCCCUGUUUUUGUCUAGGCACUCCUGUUAAUAACUACUUCAAAAAUCAAUGAUCUUCAUACCUGAUAUUUUACAAACACAAAUGCUAGUGUGUUAAUGUUGAACACAAGAUUAUAUUACAUCGAAAUGCCAUGGUGCUAUAAAUGUAUAACAUGAAUCUGAAGGCAAAAUAAUUAACUUAAAAUUGCUGGAUUAUAUCCAAUGCAUUGAUGAAAUAUUUGGUGAAUUGUUGUAUGAAGAACAUGUAAUGUGUAGGUUAUCAAGUGCAUAUGUUUAAAAUAGUGCAACAUUCAGAAGAGAAAUAUUUUAUGUAGAAUACUAAAAGAGAUAUAAUACAUUAGCUUGCUGAUUAUUACAACAAAGUACUUCAUGAUUCACAUGGAAUUUUACUUGUGUCUCUGUUGUGUAAAACCUUAUUACUUGUAUGUGUGUUGUAUUACUAUCAAUUAAAAAGUAUUAGAAGAAAUUUUAACAAAAUAUUUAUUGAAUACUAAACUAAUACAAAAUGUAGGGUAACUAAGCACAUCAAGAAUUGAAGAGAGUGAAAAACAAUAAUAAAUGAUAUCCUGUGGUAUACACGUUUAAAUUAACUUGUGUUAAUUUAAUGCUAGCCCUGUAGUUUCUACAGUCAUAAUUAGAUAACUAGUCAAUUUCUUGUAGAAUAUUUGUUUUUAUAGCUGAUUAUUGAAGUUGGAUUAAUUAGACAAAAAUAAAAAAAUUAAAGAGAAAUAUAUAAUCUAAUGUAGUCAUAAUGUUCAUUAUGUUUCUGAAGUUAUGAAUAAAUCUGUAAUAAUUAUC